Girardinichthys multiradiatus is the source of this 2063-nucleotide messenger RNA. It is a transcript of the gene arih1, whose product is annotated as ariadne ubiquitin-conjugating enzyme E2 binding protein homolog 1 (Drosophila). Gene Ontology annotation, biological process: positive regulation of proteasomal ubiquitin-dependent protein catabolic process; ubiquitin-dependent protein catabolic process; protein polyubiquitination. NCBI's taxonomy places the organism in Eukaryota, Metazoa, Chordata, Actinopteri, Cyprinodontiformes, Goodeidae. The coding region runs from base 170 to 1756 and encodes 528 amino acids. Gene Ontology annotation, molecular function: ubiquitin conjugating enzyme binding; ubiquitin protein ligase activity; zinc ion binding. The transcript has 14 exons. The record is from RefSeq and is a predicted model, not a curated record. Gene Ontology annotation, cellular component: nucleus; cytoplasm; ubiquitin ligase complex.
GUGACGCUGCCUCUCUUUGUUGGCUUAGCAGCGGCGACGUUUUGUUGUUAUUUUCGCUGCAGCUGAAAAACAGGCUCGGAUAAUUUUGGUUUUCGUAUUGUUCCGCAAUCUACAUCUGGCGUUUUCGACCUCAAGGUGUGCUCGUCCUAAGCCGGUAAACACCUUAGGAAUGGACUCAGACGAGGGCUAUAAUUAUGAAUACGACGACGAAGACGAAUGUAGCGAGGACAGUGGCGAAGAGGAGCCCGAGGACGACACCCUGGAACUCGGUGAUGUGGAGUUGGUUGAUCCCGUAGUGGCCGGUGGGGAGCGAGACGAGGGCGGCGAGACUGGUGUAGGUGGUCACGGUCCUGGUGAGGAAGAAGAGGAGGACUACCGUUUCGAGGUUUUGACUGCCGAACAGAUUCUCCAGCAUAUGGUGGAAUGUAUCAGGGAGGUCAACGAGGUCAUCCAGAACCCUGCAACAAUAACACGCAUUCUCCUCAGCCAUUUCAACUGGGAUAAAGAAAAGCUUAUGGAAAGAUACUUUGAUGGUAAUCUCGACAAGCUUUUCUCCGAGUGUCACGUCAUCAACCCCAGCAAGAAGCCCCGGAUCCGUCCUCCAAUCAACACUAGAUCAUCGGCACAAGACAUGCCUUGUCAGAUCUGCUAUUUAAAUUUCCCCAACUCAUACUUUACAGGCCUGGAGUGUGGACACAAGUUCUGCAUGCAGUGCUGGGGAGAUUAUUUGACUACCAAAAUCAUAGAGGAAGGAAUGGGACAGACCAUUUCUUGUCCUGCUCAUAGUUGUGACAUUUUGGUUGAUGACAACACAGUCAUGCGCCUCAUAACAGAUUCAAAAGUAAAGUUGAAGUACCAGCAUUUAAUCACGAAUAGUUUUGUUGAGUGCAAUCGACUGUUAAAGUGGUGCCCUGCACCGGACUGCCAUCACGUUGUCAAAGUCCAGUAUCCAGAUGCCAAGCCAGUGAGAUGCAAGUGUGGUCGUCAGUUCUGUUUCAACUGUGGAGAGAACUGGCAUGAUCCUGUGAAGUGUAAGUGGCUGAGAAAAUGGAUUAAGAAAUGUGACGAUGACAGCGAAACUUCCAACUGGAUUGCAGCAAAUACCAAGGAGUGUCCAAAAUGUCAUGUGACCAUUGAGAAGGAUGGCGGCUGCAACCACAUGGUUUGUCGUAACCAGAACUGCAAAGCUGAGUUCUGUUGGGUCUGCCUGGGCCCAUGGGAACCUCAUGGCUCUGCCUGGUACAACUGCAACCGCUAUAAUGAAGAUGACGCCAAGGCAGCCAGAGACGCUCAAGAGCGCUCCAGGGCAGCCCUGCAGAGGUACCUGUUCUACUGCAACCGCUACAUGAACCACAUGCAGAGUCUGCGCUUCGAGCACAAGCUCUAUGCUCAGGUUAAGCAGAAGAUGGAGGAGAUGCAGCAGCACAACAUGUCUUGGAUUGAGGUGCAGUUCCUGAAGAAGGCUGUAGAUGUGCUCUGCCAGUGCCGCUCUACACUCAUGUUCACUUACGUCUUUGCCUUCUACCUCAAGAAGAACAACCAGUCCAUUAUUUUUGAGAACAACCAGGCAGAUCUGGAAAAUGCCACUGAGGUCCUCUCUGGCUACUUAGAGCGAGAUAUAUCCCAGGAUUCCUUGCAGGACAUCAAGCAGAAAGUACAAGACAAGUACAGAUACUGUGAGAGCAGGCGAAGAGUGCUGCUACAGCACGUACAUGAAGGCUAUGAGAAGGACCUGUGGGAGUACAUCGAGGAUUGAGGACACGUCCCAGUGCAACAGACUAUUGAGUAUCUUGACAAACUAGAGCGCUGAUGCAAUUAAACAGGGCAGCACGGGCCUUCUGCCGCCUCUUCUUGGCAACCAACCACUUUUGCAUCUUUGUUUUUUUCCUGGAUUACUUUAACAAAAAAAAUCUUGAAAAGAAUUAUAUUUAAAGAAAGUGUAGAGUAAUACAAAGAAUGUGUACUACAGUAUUGUUAGUAACAGGGUGGAGUCUUCAGAAAGCAGAAAAAUCCAUCAUAAACAAAUAAAUCCUUUUGGGCCUGUAUUGUAACCCUCUAAACUA